Zasmidium cellare ATCC 36951 is the source of this 1215-nucleotide messenger RNA. RefSeq lists its product as uncharacterized. NCBI's taxonomy places the organism in Eukaryota, Fungi, Ascomycota, Dothideomycetes, Mycosphaerellales, Mycosphaerellaceae. Gene Ontology annotation, biological process: post-translational protein targeting to membrane, translocation. The record is from RefSeq and is a predicted model, not a curated record. Gene Ontology annotation, cellular component: endoplasmic reticulum; endoplasmic reticulum membrane. The transcript has a single exon. Bases 1 to 1215 code for a protein of 404 amino acids.
AUGUCCGCCCAAGCACCGCCGCCGCCGGGCGCACCGCCCGUCCAGCUCCAACCCGGCCAGCAGCCCACCCCCGAGCAGAUUCGCGCCAUGCAGCAGCAACUCGCCGCCGAAGCGGAAAAGGCGGGUCUUACUGUCCCGCAGUACGUCGAGAAGAUGAAGGCGCAGAUGAUGCGCCAGGCCCAGAUGCAGCAACAACAGCAGCAACAGCAGCAGCAGCAGCAGGCUCAGCAGCAACAACAACACGCCAACGGCCCGCAAGGCGCGCAGCCCGGCCAGCAGGUCCCCAUCGCGCCCGGCCCGCCCAAGCCGGAGGCCAUUGCCAUCGCCAACUUCCUCCGCGGGCAAGACCUCAAGAUGCGCACGUGCAUCUUCCAGCAGCAGCGCAAGGACAUGUUCAAGGUCAAGCGCGCCAUCCGCGUCCUCCAGUCCGACGCCUACGCCAAGGCCCGCAAGAAGAACCCGCUCCUGCCCGAGGUCAAGGACCGAGUCACCGCCGAGAACACGUUCAAGCAGCUGCCCAUGUCCCUCCUCGCCCUCCGCGUCAGCAAGGUCGACCCCCACGAGGGCCACGACCACGGCAAGAAGAAGCGCGUCAAGGGCCUGUGGACCGUCAAGGUCGAGCCGCAGCAGGAAGCCGCCGACGAGUUCUACUACGUCUGGCUGUACGAGGGUUCGCAGUGGAAGAACAAGCUCUACGCCGUCGGUGCGCUCGUCCUCAUUCUCGCAGUCGUCUUCUUCCCCGUCUGGCCCUACCGGCUGCGCAUCGGCGUGUGGUACCUCAGUAUGGGCAUGCUGGGCUUGCUCGGUCUCUUCUUCGCCAUGGCCAUCUUCCGUCUGAUCCUCUUCGUCAUCACCGUCUUCGCCGUCCCGCCCGGACUCUGGCUGUACCCUAACCUAUUCGAGGAUGUCGGCUUCUUCGAUUCAUUCAAGCCGCUUUGGGCGUGGCACGAGAGCGAGAAGGAGAUGAAGAAGAGGAAGAAGCAAGAGCGCGAGAGGAAGAAGGCGCGCCGAGAGGCCAAGGCAGAUGGACAGUCGAAGGAAGAGAAGAAGGCUGCAAAGGCGGAGAAGAAGGAAGGUGCAAAGAAGCAAGAGCCCGAGAUUUCGAAACCUGUGACGGCAAGUGCGACAGGGACUGAGAGUGUACCGUCGGAUGGGAAUGUGAGCGUGCAGCAGCGGAAUUUGAGUGCAAGAGUCGAAGAGGUGGAAGAGGAUUGA